CUACGAAACAAGCCACACCUCACCACUCUCUUCAUAUUCAUUCAUUCAUUCAUUCCAUAAAUCAUACCCACCAACGCACGCUACCUUCUCUCUUUUUUACCUCUUCUUCUCUUUAUAUAAUCAAACACUCUGAAUUUUUUUAACACAUAAUUCAUUUGUUUAAUGGAGUUGAAAUCAGAAACUGUUGAGGUUGAAGAUACCCAGAAAGUUAUACUACUUGAAGAAGAACAACCGCAACAUGAAGAAGAAGAAGAGGAGAAACAGCAACAAGAAUUGCAGGAAAGUUUUCAUGUUUUGGCAGUUGAUGAUAGUGUCAUUGACAGGAAGCUUUUGGAGAAGCUCCUUAAAAUUUCUUCCUAUCAAGUGACUUGUGUGGACUCUGGAGAUAAAGCCUUGGAAUUUCUAGGUCUGAUUGAUAAGCUAGACACACCUACUGAUUCUACUUCUUCUUCAUCUCCUCCUCAGUCAUUACAACAAGAGGGAUCAAAGGUCAACUUAAUCAUGACUGACUUCUGUAUGCCCGGAAUGAGCGGCUAUGAUUUACUUAAACGAGUCAAGGGAUCUUCGUGGAAAGAUGUACCAGUUGUGGUCAUGUCAUCAGAAAAUGUACCUUCGAGAAUCAGCAUGUGCCUGGAAGAAGGAGCUGAGGAGUUUCUGUUGAAGCCGCUUCAGUUAUCAGACUUGGAGAAGCUUCAGCCUCAUCUAUUAAAAUCCCUGAAUAUGAAUAACCAAACUUGUACAGAAAUGGAGAAGGAGUUGACGAAGGACAACAAUGAAAGCACGGACAAGAACAAUUACAACGACUCUAACAACUAUGUAAACAACAAUAAUAGUUUUAGCAAGAGGAAGGCUUUGUCAGCUGAGCCCCCAGAGAGGAGGCCUAAAAUGAAAGAAUUGGCAGUAGUAUAAUCUUUUUAAAUUUUGAUGGGAGAUUGUGGUA
Messenger RNA from Pistacia vera, 940 nucleotides. RefSeq names its product two-component response regulator ORR9-like. Gene Ontology annotation, biological process: cytokinin-activated signaling pathway; phosphorelay signal transduction system. The transcript is spliced from 5 exons. The coding region runs from base 163 to 909 and encodes 248 amino acids. Lineage: Eukaryota; Viridiplantae; Streptophyta; Magnoliopsida; Sapindales; Anacardiaceae. The record is from RefSeq and is a predicted model, not a curated record.